This is a messenger RNA of Penicillium arizonense, 636 nucleotides long. RefSeq names its product FG-GAP repeat domain-containing protein. The record is from RefSeq and is a predicted model, not a curated record. Bases 1 to 636 code for a protein of 211 amino acids. The transcript is spliced from 3 exons. Lineage: Eukaryota; Fungi; Ascomycota; Eurotiomycetes; Eurotiales; Aspergillaceae.
AUGUCCUUCACCAUUAACGACUUGAGGGAAGCGUGCAGCAAAUAUUUCCAGUUGGUAAUCCUUGAGAGUUUGAACCCUACAGCCACCCUCGAUGCGCACGAGUUGCGAUUUUCCAUCCGGCCACAAGUUUCUUACCCGAGAACUUUCCAACGUCAGGUCGACCAUGUGGAGACAGUUGCAACGACGCACAUUCCAGUUAAACGUCCGGGCCCGGAAGGUGUUGCGGUGGGUGACUUUGACGGAGAUGGCCAUCUCGAUAUUGUGGUUGCGAAUGGGGUCGACGAUACGGUGAGCGUCUUGCUCGGAACUGGAUCAGGGAAUUUCCAGGCGCAGGCCACGUUCCCUGUGGGGUCAUUUGCGCACGGCGUUGCACUGGGCGACUUCGACGAAGACGGCCACCUCGAUAUUGUGGCUUCAAAUGCAGCCGAUGAUACGGUGAGCAUCUUGCUCGGGCGGGAUUGGAUCGAAGAGCUUCCAGCGGUAGGCGACUUUAACGAAGAUAGCUAUCUCGAUAUUGUGGCUUCGAACUGUGUUGCAGCAGGCGAGUUCGACGGAGAUGGCCAUCUAUACAUCGUGACUACGAAUGAUGCCGACAGUACAGCGAGCGUCUUGCUUGGGAAGCCUUGCGGCGCUUAG